AUGGAGGAUUUUAGGGGAGGUUCUAAAACAUACACUGUAGGAGAAGAAAGGCUUUGUGAACAACACUUCGUAAAGACGACGUUACGGAACGAGCAAGGUAGAUAUGUGGUUCAACUACCGCUUAAGCAACAAUUAGUCGAUAAUUUAGGCACAUCAAGGGAUAUUGCGCUAAAUCGUUUACGUUCGUUGGAAAGACGUUUCGAUAAGGAUCCCAAUUUAAGGGUGCGAUACUCGAACUUCAUACAUGAAUAUAUCGAUCUAGGUCACGUACGUCAGAUAUUGGAGGAGGAUCCUAAUGAACCCGGUGCUUAUUACAUGCCUCAUCACUGCGUGUUGAAAGAGGAUGCCAAGAGCACUAAGCUCCGCGUAGUUUUCGACGCAUCCUGCAAAGCGGAUAGCGGACUUUCAUUAAACGAUAUAAUGAUGGUAGGGCCGGUUAUUCAGGAUGAUCUUUUCUCCAUACUUUUAAGGUUUAGGAUUCAUCUUUACGUUCUCGUGGCAGACAUAGUUAAAAUGUAUCGGCAGGUAUUGGUCCAUCCAUCUCAAACGAAACUGCAGAGAUUUCUAUGGCGCGAUGACAAAACUUUAGACGUUCAAACAUUUGAGUCGCUCGUUGUCACGUUUGGCGAAGCCGCAGCUGCCUUUUUGGUCAUAAGAUGUCUCAUCGAUUUAGCAGAGCGAUACGAAAAGGAAUUCCCGAUAGCGUCUUUGAUUCUAAAGCGUGACUUUUACAUGGACGAUAUGCUCACCGGAGCUGACUCGAAGCAGGAAGCAUUAGCAAUACGCGAUCAGAUAAUACCAUUAUUAAGAUUAGGCUCUUUUGAGCUUAGCAAAUGGGGGUCUAAUUGCCCUGAGUUAUUAGCGGGUAUUAGCGAUCGAAGUGACAGAGUCGUGCCUUUCGACAAGGACAACAAUUUCCGCGUAUUAGGUACUGGGUGGGACAUGAGAGAUGAUCUUUUUUGUUUUUCUUUAAAUCCCUUGCCAUCUUCACGCACCAUUACGAAACGAUUAAUACUUUCAGAAUUGGCUAAGCUAUUUGAUCCUAUGGGACUACUCGGGCCAACCGUAGUAGUGGCGAAAAUCCUUCUGCAAACCCUUUGGCAAUCGGGUGUAGGCUGGGAUGAAUCUGUUCCCCAGGAGGUCCACACUAAGUGGUUGCAGUUUAGGUUACAACUUUCAAACAUCGAUAAAUUGCGAAUACCGCGGUGUGUCAAGCAACGAGCAGAGGCACGGUUUAUACAAAUUCAUGGGUUUUGUGACGCGAGCGAACGAGCUUGUGUUUACGUUCGCACUCAAUUGGGUCCAGAAAGCUAUGCUUCUCAUCUCCUUUGCUCGAAAUCCCGUGUAGCUCCUGUCAAGGCUAUUUCUCUCCCUCGUCUUGAAUUGGCCGCGGCAUUGUUGUUGUCCCAAUUGAUGGAUAAGGUCAAGUCAGCUAUCGACACGAUAGGCAUGAGUAUACGGUUGUGGUCCGAUUCAACCAUAACGCUUAAUUGGAUAAACUCCCAUUCCCGUAAAUGGUCAACAUUUGUCGCUAACCGAGUGGGAGAGAUUCAAAGAUUGACGGAAACUUCCAAUUGGCGACAUGUCAAGUCAUCUAAUAAUCCUGCGGACGUUUUGUCCAGAGGGUUGCUCCCAAGUGAGUUAGUAGAUUGCGAAUUGUGGUGGCAUGGCCCUUCUUAUUUGAGGCUACCUGAGUGCGAUUGGCCUAGUAGCGAAUUUGAGGUUCUUACUGAGGACCUUCCUGAGCAGAAAGUAGCUUGUAUGGCUGCUUCUUCUUUCGACUUCGGCACUUUGAACGACUUGAUUGAGACAGGUCUUCUAACCUAA
This is a messenger RNA of Temnothorax curvispinosus, 1827 nucleotides long. RefSeq lists its product as uncharacterized. Lineage: Eukaryota; Metazoa; Arthropoda; Insecta; Hymenoptera; Formicidae. Bases 1 to 1827 code for a protein of 608 amino acids. The record is from RefSeq and is a predicted model, not a curated record. The transcript has a single exon.